Messenger RNA from Chinchilla lanigera (long-tailed chinchilla), 3963 nucleotides. It is a transcript of the gene Slc9c1, whose product is annotated as solute carrier family 9, subfamily C (Na+-transporting carboxylic acid decarboxylase), member 1. Bases 205 to 3675 code for a protein of 1156 amino acids. Lineage: Eukaryota; Metazoa; Chordata; Mammalia; Rodentia; Chinchillidae. The record is from RefSeq and is a predicted model, not a curated record. Gene Ontology annotation, molecular function: sodium:proton antiporter activity; monoatomic ion channel activity. The transcript is spliced from 27 exons. Gene Ontology annotation, biological process: proton transmembrane transport. Gene Ontology annotation, cellular component: membrane.
UGUUAUAACUGCCCUUGGUCUGCGCUGUUUGAAGUGAAGGAAAUGAUUGCCUUCAUUUGCUUCUCUCAACCCGCAGGGUGUCCCACUGAGGUUCUGGACGAAAAGCAUUAGAAGACCACUAAGAAAGGAAAGAUAUGUUCCUUUGAUUCUCUCUGAAUUUUGCAAAGGUAUAGAGUCAAAUUCAAACAGACUGCAAGAAACAAUAUGGCUGAUAAUGGCAUUUCCCACCAUAGUUCUAGCAAUGUUAAUGACACAUUGACGACACUCAUCAUGCGUGUGGUUUUGAAUCCUCCUGAUGACCUCCCCAAAGUCAUUUUUGUAUUGUCUCUCAUUUGUACUAUUGGAGCAUUUUUGAACAUGCAUUUCAAAGUCUUUCUAAUUCCUCUCCCGGUGAUAUUAUUUUUACUUGGAUGCGGUCUUGAAAUACUAAGUUUUACAUCUUUUGAGAUCCAAAAAUAUGCAGAUGCCAUACAAUGGAUAAAUCCAGACUUAUUUUUUGGUAUAUUCAUACCAGUAAUUAUGUUUAAUGUUGCAUUUGACAUGGAUGUAUACAUGCUUCAAAAGUUAAAGUGGCAGUUAUUUUUAAUUACAAUUCCUGGCUUUGCGAUUAAUUACAUGUUAAUUUUUUGGUAUCUGCUAUCUGUGAAUAAAUUACUUUUGAAACCCAUCCAACUGUCACUAUUUUCAUCUAUCCUUAUGAGCGCAGAUCCCAUGGUAACUGCAGCUGCCAUAAAAGAUCUUGGUCUUUCUAGAAGCCUCAUCAGUUUAAUUAAUGGAGAAUGUGUGAUAAACUCUGUGAUGGCGUUGAUUGUAUUUACUACCACUAUGGAUAUUAAUGACAGGAGACAGCGCAAAGCCACCUAUAGCUUAACCAAUGAUAUUAUGAUAGCAGUUUGGACAGAUCUUAUAGGAAGUCUCUUGUUUGGAAUUUUCAGUUCAAAACUAAUUCAAUCCUGGAUGGCUGACAUUUGUUUUGAUGAUGUCAAUUACACAAUUGUCAUCUUUGCAGCUCUGUACCUCAUCUAUUUCAUUUGUGAGUUCGUUAGAGUGUCUGGAAUGUUCACUGUCGCCUCUAUAGGACUUUUUUUAAAUUCUACGAGUUUUAGACCACUGAUUGGAUCCUUCCUGUUUGAAUUCUGGGAUUGUCUAGCAUUUGUUGCUUUUCUUAUGGUGUUUACGUUCAGUGGACUUCUGAUUCCUGCAGAUACAUAUUUGUAUAUAUCAUUUUCGGACAUUUAUUAUUCAUUAAAUAUCUACUUGACACUGCUCGUUUUCAGACUUCUGCUGUUUCUAUUAUUGACCCCAAUUUUGUCUCGGUUUGGUCUUGGGUUCAGCUGGCGUUGGGCAUUCAUAAUGGUCUGGAGUGAAAUGAAAGGAAUCCCUAACAUAAACAUGGCCCUUCUGUUUGCUUAUGCUGACCAUACUUUUGGAUCUGAGAGAGAAAAAUCGCAGGUUCUGCUUCAUGGAGUGACAGUGUGCUUUAUUAGCAUGAUUGUCAACCAUUUCAUUUUACCAGUGGCAGUUUCUAAGCUGGGUCUUCGUGAUGCUGCAUCAACAAAAUAUAAAUCAAACCUUCAUACCUUUCAGCGCUUUCAAGAACUAAUCAAGUCUACAGCUUCCACACUCAAAUUCGACAAAGAUCUUGCUAAUUCUGAGUGGAACAUGGUGGACAAGGCAAUUGUACUUCAAAACCCGUUUGCAUUGAGUCAGGAAGAAACAACGGAACAUGAGAAGUUGAAAUGUCCAAGCUGUAACAAGGAAAUAGACGAGGCCCUCACCAUCGAAGCAAUGGAUAUGGCCAGCAGUCUCCUUCUGUCUGCACAAAUAGCAAGCUACCAAAGACAAUACAGGAGUGAGAUUUUGACCCAGAAUGCAGUCCUGGUGUUGGUAGGUGCCUCCGAAUGCUUUGCUGAGAAGAAGGGAGAAUAUAUAAGUCUUGAAACAAUAAAGAAAUAUUCUGAAAGCAAAAACCUGCUUGGUGUCCUGAGAAAAAUACUGCUCAAUUUGCUAUAUAAUACUAAAAAAGAUAAAGCCCCCCCGUCAAAAUAUCGCUUCCUUCGUAUAUGCCAUAAGAUAGUAUCUAUUGAUGAAUUUGAGUAUAUUGGAUUCCUUGCAAUACUAAUGAAUAUAUUUCCUAUUGUCAUCUCCUGGGUACCUUUGCUAAAUAGCAUCUAUGGCUAUGAAAUAAGAUAUGCUAAUGACUUUUUCCUUCUAUUGUAUAUUCUAGAGGCUGUACUUAAGAUGGCAGCCUUGCAAAAGGAAUAUUUUUCAUCUGUCUGGAACAUAUUUGAAUUAACAGUCACAUUCAUUGGCAUCUUAGAUGUAAUACUUUUUAACACCAGAUCCAUUUCUUAUAAUUUUGUCUUAACUGAAAUAAUGGAAACCAUACCGCUCCUUCGUAUAUUACGCCUUUUGAAGCUCAUAACACCAAAGUUACUGCGAAUAAUAGAUAAAAAAAUGAGUCAUCAGCAGUCUUUUCGGUAUGCUAUACUGAAAGGAUAUAUCCAAGGUGAAAUAGAUUCAAUGAAUAUAAUUGAUGAGAUUGCAACCUCCAAGCAGGUUAAAGAGAUGUUACUAAAGCGAGAAACAAGGAAUAUGAAACGUGCUAUGAAAGAACUAGGCUACUUAGAGUAUGAUCACCCAGAAAUAGGUGUCACUAUGAAAACAAAGGAGGAGAUUAAUGUCCUGCUCAAUAUCGCCACAGAAAUUCUCAAGAGUUUUGGGACAAAAGGAAUUAUUCAUAAAAAUGAAAGUGCUGAAAUUAGUAAGAUAAUCAUGAACAGAAAAAAAGAAGUACAUGAUUUUCAGGCUAUUAUCAAGCCUCUUACUGUUGAAGAGAUCCCGUACCAUAUUACAUGGCUUGAGAAAAACCCAAAGUACAUAGACUUUAUUGAGUCUGGAGCCAGAAUUGUAACAUUUGAUUGUGGAAAUGAUAUAUUUCACGAAGAGGAUGACCCCAAAGGAGUCUAUAUAAUUAUUUCAGGGAUGGUAAAGCUUCAAAGAACAAAGUCAUCAGAUUCGGAGACUGACCACAUUAUCUUGGAAUCAGAGGAGAAAGCCUAUCCCAUAGUUAACACAGACUAUGUGCUUGGUGGGGAAGCGAUAGGAGAAUUAAACUGCUUAACCGAUGAACCAAUGAAAUAUUCUGCCACCUGCAAAACUGUAGUUGAGACAUAUUUUAUUCCCAAAACUCUCUUGUUUGAAGCCUUUGAAAAAUACUAUCCUCUCCUUGAACAUAAAAUGUGGCUAAAAAUUGGACGUGGUGUGGCUGCCAGGAAAACCAGGGAACAUUUGUCUUUUGAGGACUGGGACUAUAUAAUGCAGUUAAAGCUCAGUAACAUUCACGUAAAAGAUAUACCAAGAAUCAUUAAAACUGAUAUCUAUGAAGAAAAUGUAACCUAUGUCUUCCUCAUACAUGGAUCAGUAGAAGAUUGUCACCUCCGGAAAGUGUAUAAUGCUCCUUUUUUGAUUCCUGCAACAUGCCAUCAGAUACAAGGCAUGGAAGAUUACACAAAAGUAGUGGUAACUCGAACUUCAACUGAUGCAAAAAAGAGAAGGAAUUCAGGAAGGUUAUCUAUAUUCGGAAUUCCUUCAGUAUCAGAAUCAUUAGUUGACAAGGUGAGUCUGGUGAGCAAACAGCGCAGUGAAUCUUCUGUGACUGGAGGCCUCCGGUGACUAAAACACUCUUCCUUACAUCAAGAGGGAGCAACUUCAAGUUGAAUCCUGUGCAGUGCUCUUGAAGAAAAGAAGUUUCAACUUUCUGACUAACCUAUUCAAAAUAUGCAUAUAUUUGCAAAAUUUCUUUGACUUAAAAUACCUAUCAGUUCAAUAUUAAAACAUCUCAGAAAAUGGAGUAAGCUUUGGACCCAGAAAAUAAGCUUAUGUCACCGAGAUAAUUUUUAUGUUGCUCUUAGAACAAUAAUAGCUUGAUUUUAUUAAUAAAAUAUUAUUAAAAUAUUAUUU